Adineta ricciae is the source of this 2358-nucleotide messenger RNA. NCBI's taxonomy places the organism in Eukaryota, Metazoa, Rotifera, Eurotatoria, Adinetida, Adinetidae. The record is from the annotation of a GenBank genome assembly.
AUGGGGAAUUUAUUUUCUCGCAACAAAGAACCAGUAACAAUCGCUGAGGAUGAUCAGUUUUUUGAUUGUCUCAACGAUGCUGAUGAGACCCAUGAACAAAAUACGGAAAAUACUCCACAAAGUGUUCCACAUUACUAUGCAGUGUGGAUUCCAUCCAAUGUCGAAACUACAGAAAAUCAAUUUGUCUUCGAUGAUAUGAAAAGUGCUUUCGUUCUUUGUAAAAAAUAUAGUAAACAUAAUAGCCGAGUGAAAAUAUUUGCAAAUCGUGAUGAUGCAGAGAACUUUAUACAACAAACUCGAACGGAUCCAGCGAGUAAUAUUGAUUUGAAUAUGUCUGUCGAUCAAAUACCCAAGCCAGCAACGAAUGAUGCUGAAAAAUUACCUUAUAGUGAUGUACCAACGUCUGAGUUGACGAAACUCUACAAUUUAGCAGAAAAAGGAAAUGAAAGCGAAUUCGAACGAUUAGUCUGGACAAAUCCUCGUUAUCUGAUAAGUAGUGGUGAUUCACCGACGAUUGUUAAAAUCUCAGUUCGAUACAAUAGUAUGCACGUUGCCGCUUUGGCCGGUCAAUCAGGAAUCAUUCGUUUGUUAAUCCGCACAAUUAAAAACGUUCACUUCAUUCGUCGAUUGUAUGUGAAUGAUACCGAAGGACAAACACAACAACGGAUACAGUUCAUUCUCGACAUGUAUUUGAAUACACCGGAUAAAAUGCAAAACGAAACUCCGCUUCAUCUGGGAUCAAAAUUCGGACACUAUGAUGUUGUCUGCGCACUACUUGACGAACCAAGUUGUAGUCGAGACGCAGUGAACAAAGCCGGUUCAACAGCCUGUGAUAUUAUUUGUACUCGAGCCAAGGACAAAUCCAAAGAAAAGAAAAUUCGACAAUUAUUUGAGUCUACUUAUUAUAUUCCAAUUAACACUCGAAAGGUAACAAUGGAAAAGAUCUUAUCCAAACCAGUGGACGAGAAAACAUUCAAACCUAUUCUGAAUACUAUUCAACAAAAAUCAGCUAACUUGCCAAUUGAAUAUGACAAUGAUGUUAUAUUAAUUGCCUUUGCUGGUCCAACAACUUAUGAAGUGGCGAUGAAAUUCUAUACAUCAGUCAAUUCGUCAACUCGUGGUCAAGCUCGUCGUACACAAAAUCUUCUAUCUUCACCAAAAAGUCCAAUCUACAUUGUUCGUAGCGAUGCCGAAAAAGGCUGGGAACGUGUUGCGCGAAGUUAUGCCUUGGAAACCUACUCGAUCAGCUGGUGUGAAUAUUGGCCAUUUCUUGAUUCAUAUAUCAAUCUUUCUUCCAUCGAUGGUCUUCGAUUAUUAGAAUAUUACCUUCAACAACGAAUCUUACAUUCACAAAUUUCGAAAACGAUUGAUCAAUUAGAGAAGUUUUCCAGUCAAUAUCUAUCCAUUGAAAAGAGUGCAACAUCGAACGAACAUGAUUCGGUGCUCAAUUCGCUAUCGCAAUUGAUUCAGUCGUUUUAUUCGUUGAUCGAUCUAUUCAAUCUCAAUGAUCUAGUGCUAAAUCGAAAUUAUCGUCAUUACUUAGAAAUCAGUGGAUUCGAAAAUCAACCAAAUAAUGAUUUACAAACAAUCAAAACCAAUAUUAUCCAUCAAUUGCAAUGGUUAUCAACUGAGAAGAAGAAUAUUUUACCACUCUUUACUCGUCCUUUGCUGAAUAGUCUAACCAUGGUGUUUACAUUGAUUAUUAGUCCAUCCGGUUGUGCAUUGAUCGACAAAAUUCAGCAGAAUCAAUAUGAAUCGCAUCGCUAUCAACAGAAAGUUCGUCCAGUGUCACGAUUGAGUCUGAUCGGACUUGUUUGUCCAAAACGUCGACAAUCUCGUCGUUCGUGUCAACCAUUCAAACAACAGUUAAUUCGAUCCAAUUCAUGGCCCAACUUAUCUUUCGCAUCUGAAUCGCCGAUUCUACGACGAUGUCAAUCCCAAACUGAGCUUAAUCAAAAUAAUAAUAAUUGCGUCUCAUCAUCAAUUAAUCUAUUAAAUGAAACAACCAGAAAAUCCAUUCAAGAUUUAGCACAACGCUCACUAUCGAUGUCAUGCGCCUCACCAACGUUUUCUUCGCAAACAAGUGUCGAUAUGUUAAAGGAAGAUAAAGCUAAGAUCGAUAAAUGGCAUUAUUUUCUUGCUGGUUCCCAACCAACCAAACUUGAUGCACAUGUUUUACGUGCAAUUGAUCUGAACAAUUCUCUAGACAUAUCCAAUCAACCGGACUAUCGCCUUUGGCCCAAAUGGUAUCAAGCAGUUCAAAUGCGACCUAUCGAAGAACAAAAUCUUUGGACCACACCGAUUCGAAAUUCAUCACCAUCUAGUCGAAAGAAAUACUUGACCUAUUGGUGCCUGUGA